GAAAUAAAGGCCCAAUCCUUGUUAUCGAAGCCCAUUAGGGUUUCAAUAUAUUCAUUCUCCUCCUUCAUUUCAUGAUGCUGCUGACUGCCGAAAACCUAGAACAGUCCCUUAGGGUUUAGGUUAAUCAGAAGUUGAAAAUGUUGGAGAAGGGCGCAGGUAGAAAAGAAGAGGUUGUUACUCGAGAGUACACCAUUAACCUCCACAAGCGUCUCCAUGGCUGCACCUUCAAGAAGAAGGCUCCCAAUGCCAUAAAGGAGAUUAGGAAGUUUGCAAAGAAAGCCAUGGGAACAGAUGACGUGAGGGUAGAUGUUAAAUUGAACAAAGCUGUUUGGAGCCAGGGAAUCAGAAGUGUACCUAGGCGUAUUAGGGUACGUAUCUCUCGCAAGAGAAACGACGAUGAAGAUGCCAAGGAAGAACUAUACUCCCUUGUUACAGUUGUGGAAAUUCCAAGGGAUGAGCUCAAAGGGUUGGGCACCAAGGUUAUAGAUGAUGAGGAUUGAUUUAUCAUAUUUCUGUUCGAAGCCUUGAGAACCAUAUAUUUAGUUUUUUGCUUUCUGCAAUUGAGUCUUGUCUCUAGAUUGUUAAAACUAUUUCUAAUUUUGUUGAGACAUGUGGUGGUUUUUUAUAUCGCCUGUUUUUUUGUUUACUUUAAGACUGUCGGAAAAGGAAAUACUCAUUUUGGUCUUAUUUUGUUUACUUCUUCAA
Molecule: messenger RNA, 705 nt
Organism: Cicer arietinum (chickpea)
Lineage: Eukaryota; Viridiplantae; Streptophyta; Magnoliopsida; Fabales; Fabaceae
Product: large ribosomal subunit protein eL31-like
Biological process (GO): cytoplasmic translation
Cellular component (GO): ribosome; cytosolic large ribosomal subunit
Molecular function (GO): structural constituent of ribosome
Source: RefSeq, a predicted model, not a curated record